Messenger RNA from Petromyzon marinus (sea lamprey), 1095 nucleotides. RefSeq lists its product as uncharacterized. Gene Ontology annotation, cellular component: axon terminus; neuronal cell body; cytoplasm. Gene Ontology annotation, molecular function: cuprous ion binding. The record is from RefSeq and is a predicted model, not a curated record. NCBI's taxonomy places the organism in Eukaryota, Metazoa, Chordata, Hyperoartia, Petromyzontiformes, Petromyzontidae. Gene Ontology annotation, biological process: synapse organization; chemical synaptic transmission; synaptic vesicle endocytosis.
AUGGAUGCACUCAUGAAGGGCUUUUCGAUGGCCAAAGAAGGCAUGGCCGCUGCGGCUGAGAAGACGAAGCAGAGCGUGAGCGAUGCAGCUGAGAAGACGAAGGAGGGCGUCAUGUAUAUGGGCACCAAGACUAAAGAGAGUGUGGCUACGGUGGCGGAGAAGACAAAGGAGGCGGGCGGCGCGGUGGUGUCGGGCGUGACGAGCGUCGCCCACAAGACCGUGGAGGGAGCCGAGAACAUGGCCGCUGCCACGGGCCUAGUCAAGAAGGGAGAGCCUGGGGCCAAGCCCGAGGGCAUGCCUGAAGGUCACAUGGAGGGCAUGAGCAGCCCAGAGGUGGAGGCAGCGCACGAGUACACGGAGGAGAACCAGUACGACUACGGCGAGGAUACGGAGCAGUCUGGAGGCAUGGAAUGACCGCUGAACAUCCGGACCCCCUCCCCGACCCCUUGAUCCCCAUCACCGCUCCUGCCUGCCCUCCUCUCUUCCAACGUCGCCCCCCGCCCAACUCUCCCCCCCCGCCCAACCCCCCCAGGCUUCCCACGAUAACCGCUGCUCCGACAGAGGAGCGACCGACAGAAGAAGAGCGGCGACGCGUAGGAACGAGGAUCAACAAAAAAAUGAAUCGGGGAAACGACGACAAAAAAAAAACCUUGAAUGGAGGAAAAAAAAACAUUCAAUUGUGAACAAAAAAAAAUGAUUCCACUGAGUAACUUCCACAUUCAUAGUGCGUGUCGUGGACGUGAGAUUUUGUGGUGUCUCCUCCAUGUGAGUCAUGUGUGUGAUCGUGUUUGCACGUACGUGUGUGUGUGUGUGCCACGUGUGUGUUUGUGCGUGUGGAUCAAAGUGGUGGAUGUUCUGAGACUCUCUCUGUACAUUGGGGUGGGGUAACCGAGGUCGUAGGUUAAGGGAGGCAGUUUGCCUCCCGUAACCUUCGAACAGUUGGGGGAGGGGGAUACAUCUGAGCCCUCCUCCAUUACCGUAUUCUCCACAUUAUAAAACGACCUGGGAAAAAGGACGUACCCCCACACUUGCACACGGUGUCAGUAAAGUUAUACCGACCUGGUCACACGAGCAAAUACUUAGAUUCCCCGUAUA